Molecule: messenger RNA, 960 nt
Organism: Trematosphaeria pertusa
Lineage: Eukaryota; Fungi; Ascomycota; Dothideomycetes; Pleosporales; Trematosphaeriaceae
Exons: 2
Coding region: 1-960 (319 amino acids)
Cellular component (GO): cytoplasm
Molecular function (GO): zinc ion binding
Source: RefSeq, a predicted model, not a curated record
AUGGCGUCCACACCUCCCGCCACAGGCUCCACGCCCGCGCAGAGCUUCACCGAGAUGAAGAGCGAUGUUGAAGCUAUCGGGGCGCACUGCCAGAUGCCCUACUGCCAUGUGUUGGACUUCCUACCGUUUAGAUGCGAGAGCUGCAAAGGCACUUUCUGUUUAGACCACCGCAGCGAAACCGCACACAAAUGCCCCAAAGAAGGCGAAUGGGCGCGGCGACGCGCUGGACGAGAUACGACGACCGCAUCAUUACCCUCGAAGCCUUCCCUCUACGACCACGACCAACAAUGCUACGACAAGAGCUGCAAGACCCUCAUCAACACCUCCCGCAUGCCCGCGAACCAGUGCUCGACCUGCAACCGAUCAUACUGCUUAAAGCAUCGAAUGCCGGAGGACCACGACUGCAAGAACGUGAUACCAGCGGGUGCGCGGCAGAGGACUACAUUACAACAACAGCGCGAUCGUGGGCUCUCCGCGCUUGCGAAGCUGAAAGAGUGGGCCGAGGAGAAGCGGAAGAUGGAUCGGGAAAAGCAGGGUAAAAAGUCUGGCUUCCUAGGGCUAGGGUCGAAGAGCUCCUCCGCGGCCAGGGAAGCGCUCGCGGCCGCCAACGAGUUGAAGAGGACGGCGAAGGGCGAUGCGUCGGUACCUCAGGAUAAGCGUGUCUACCUGCACGUCGAAGCCUCGGCUGAUACAACGAAAGCGAAAUACCCGACGGGGAAGUUCUUCUACAAUAGGGAUUGGACGGUGGGUCGCGUCUUGGACAUGGCGGCAAAAUCGCUGCAGGUACAGAACGUCAACAACCGCGGUGGGGGAGAGGAAGAGAAGCUGCGCGUUUUCCACGUCGAGGGCGGGAGGCUACUGAAGUUCAGUGAGAAGAUUGGGGAGCCAUGCCAGUCGGGCAAUAUGAUUGUCCUGCUGCGGGGAGUCGGGUCUGGAGAACCGGAUCUGAUCGAUCUGUGA